CGGAUUUCACGUUCUACAAGAGACGCUGACAAGUAUACAGCGGACCAUGAAGGAACAUGAUCUACAAUGUAACGGUGCGUUCAACUGCAUGGUGGAACCAGGCACGAAUGAUUCGAUUAUUGGUGUUUGUGAUAUUUGUGAUCUAUGGGCAGUGUUCUGAUACGAUCUCUGUGUCAAAUCAUAUUUUUCUUUUCCCGCGUUAUGUCAAAUUUUUGUUUUUCCAUUUCUUCCUUUCCUUGUCCUUUUAAGUUGUGCAAAGUAACUGGGUUCAUUCAAGGAAUACUACGUUGUAGAGUAUUUGUAUACAAUGAUCUGCAAUAUGACCGACAUUUUGAAUGACAUGAUCAUGUCGCGCCAUGUACCAACGGAGAUUCGACAAGACAUUGCUCGUGAUGAUGUUGAAUGUAUCGUGACAGCGCUGAAAAGCAAAGCUGCCAUGUGUGAAAAGGCAUACACUGGAGCUAAAGUAGAUCGUAGCCAUGUCGAUGCGACCAACGAGGAAUUUUAUGCAUUGUUGCUCGAUACACUGCAACAGGCUAUUCACAACAGGGCACCAGUGAUCUAUAUCAUUCUGCAAUGCGUACUUGAUGUGUUGGUAGAAUCAGACGUUUUUCGUCUUUUUAGGAAAGAAUUCCUUAAUCGCUUUGCCUUUGAGAUUGUGGAUCUCUUAUAUCCAUUUCUGAUGACGAUGGAUCCAAAAAAUACGUCCCUCAGUACCGAAUUGCGCACCAUGACGAUAAAGUUGCUGGACAAUAUCGCGUUAUCCAUGUCGGUCAAGGAACUACAAAUGUUAGCCACUGGGAAGUUAUGCAUGAUGGAAUGGAGCGCAGCUGCAGACAAUGAGGAACAAUCAGUGCAGGAGACUGUCGAGUUUGUUCAAGUGAUGUCCAUGUUUUCUAAAGAUCCGCCAAUUAUAAAGUGCAUCUGCUACUUGAUCCGAUUCAUUACAGUGGGGCCGCUUUGAAGUUUGCAGGAACAGUGUUGCGCGACCACGCGUCAUUUGGCUCGGCGGAGCGGUCUCACAAUCGAUGGGAUGAUAUCGUACUUUGCAUCACCCUUACCGUUCUACGCUUUAUGAAAUCUUUUACCCCAAACACUGACAUGUCACAUAUCAGCAGUCGUAUCUUCUCAAAUAUCAGCAAAGGCAAUAGCAAUGAACAACGGCAAUACUUGGCAAUGUACCUGAUCAGUAU
Radiomyces spectabilis is the source of this 1193-nucleotide messenger RNA. RefSeq lists its product as uncharacterized. The transcript has 6 exons. The record is from RefSeq and is a predicted model, not a curated record. NCBI's taxonomy places the organism in Eukaryota, Fungi, Mucoromycota, Mucoromycetes, Mucorales, Radiomycetaceae. Bases 308 to 964 code for a protein of 218 amino acids.